AGCGUCGCAGCGGCGCGCGACGGAAAAAGAAGAACGUCGCGAGCAACGCGCGCUUCUUCUCUCAGCGAGGGCUCCGUUCUGUGCUGAGAAAGGCGCCGCCGAGGAGGAAGGGAAGGCAGAUAAGGUGCGCGUAAUAUUCGGCAUGCGUGUGAUAUAGGCGUUUCUCAGCCGCACCGUGUUUGGUUCCCCAGGCCUCUAAGGACUAGAAACUUGAUUUUUAGAAGAAGAAGAAGAAGAGGCGACAACUUCGGCUGUGGUCUUAAACGCCUUAAGCGGGAUGGGGGAGGCCGAAGCCCCACUGAGGUCAAGGGUCUGUUAUGAAGCCUGAUGGGUUAAGCAGGGGCAGCGGCGUAGCGUGGGUUGUCAGCACCCGGGGCAAGGCAAGUAAUUUGCGCCCCCUAACCUGCCGUCGCUGCCAGCUUCUAGCUGCUGCCUGGUCUGGUCUGGUGUGGUUCUCUCCCGCGCUCAGCGCUGCGCUGGGGCCGCUGCACUGUCCCUCCCCCAGAUAGUCCCUCGCUCUCUCUCCGCACCGCAUGCCUGGCACCCACCCCCUCCACAGUGGGCGGCGACCCAGCGGCUCGGAUCGGAUUCGCACAGCCAGCACUGCAGUGAGAGAGAGUGAGUGAGCCAGGUAGGGGCAGAGAGUUGUGAGUGCGAGCGCGCCCCCCCCCACAGAUGUUGCGCCCAGUGCGGACGGCCCCCCCUGGCCCCCCCAUGCUACGCCACUGAGCAGGGGCACUUGAGUAAACUAGAAGGUACAAAUGAACUAGAAAUAAGGGCCAGGCGCUACUGUGAUGGACAGCUGUGGAGGUUGCUACAGGCGAGGUUCACAAUAAAAAUAAGCAAAUAAGCUGUCAAAAACACAAUAAGCAGGAAAACACGCUCACACUCCUACACUCCUUAUAUCUAUACUGAAUAGCUAGCAAAAUUCAGCAAUACAAAAAAAAACCAAACAAAAAAAACACACACACACACUUUCAGGAUAAAAACUGACCUUGCUAUACUUGUUUCAAAGGCUUUUCUUCUUUCCAGGGUCCGGCAACAUGGAUACAGAUCUGUAUGAUGAAUUUGGGAAUUAUAUUGGCCCAGAGCUUGAUUCUGAUGAUGAUGACGACGAGAUGGGUCGGGAUUCAAAGGAUCUAGAUGAGGUAUGGGGAUUAUGCUUCCUCUAAAUGUUAACUAUACUAAAGGCCACCCGAUGGUUUUAGUUAAGGCUGUUGGAUGAUUAAAUAUUUCAGUUAUUCAUUUGGUUAAGUAGUUAAUUUAAUUUUUUAGGAUCAUGGAAAAAAGGUGUCAUGUUCAUUCAAGGAAACUAGCCAUGUUUCACGGUCGCUGCAAAGGCAACUGGGUGUCCCAUGACACUUUGAAGUCCAACAGAUAAAUUGCACACGCAGGUCCCAUUUUACAAAUGCUCACUGUGCAAAAAUUCACUUACCCCAACACAAGGGAUUAGUACCCAAACCUGCCUAUAUGCACCACAGAUUUUGUGGUCGGGAACGCAUUAGAAAUUUUCCCGUAGAAAUCCAUGGAAAUCAUUAAUUCUUUAUGUGAACAUUCACCUAACAAUUUCCAGAGAACGCAUUGUGUUCAUGACGCAGGACCUGAGUGUAUGAACUUUUGCAAGCUUGAUGUUGCCAUCAUCAAGUGAUGAACAUGCACGUGGGAGCCAACCCCAAGUUCCAUAAUUGGGACUGCACUGGAUGGAAAUUGCUAGGGACCAGCUGAAGGCCCUUCAUUCUGUUUUCAGCUCGAUGAGGACGACGAUGAUGAUGACAUUGGAGACCACGAUGAUGACCACCCUGGGAUGGAUGUGGUACUGCAUGAGGAUAAGAAAUACUAUCCAACGGCUGAGGAGGUUUACGGUCCAGAGGUGGAGACCAUUGUGCAAGAGGAAGACACACAGCCUUUGACAGGUGAGAAAUUAUAGAACCAGCUUGUCAGGGAGAAGGCAGGAGUCUUCUGCAUAGCAUACUGGAUCAGCAGUCAUUCAGUUGAGCACCUAUCUGCAAUCUGAAAUGGGAAAGCCAAGAAACAAUUUUAUUUCCACUGGAUUGCUCCAUCUGUACUGUUUGCACCCAAUGACUGGAGGUAACUUUCCAAGAUCUUUCCAAACCUUAACAGAGACUUCGGUCACAGAUACCAGGAACUGAACCUGGGAUCAGGGACACGCAAAAAGUUUGUGUUUUGCUCCUUUUUUCUACUUGGCUGAGUGUUGAGGUAGGGCUUUUCUGCUUUUCUCUUUAAAGGGAUAUUAUUUCUUGUGUUUGUUUUCAGAGCCUAUUAUUAAACCCGUGAAGACCAAGAAAUUCUCCCUCAUGGAGCAAACAUUGCCAGUCACAGUGUAUGAGAUGGAGUGAGUAUAGCUUGUUUGUUCUCUUUUUCUCUCUUUCCCUGUGCAACUCCCUUCUGUUGGUACUUCUAGCUCUCUCACAUCUACAGACAAGCAGAGGAGGAGUUAGUAAUCAUGUUAUUCCUCUAAAUUUAUUCCCAAUUCUAUUUUGUAGCCUUGGGGCAUAUUAAAGGUAAAGGGACCCCUGACCAUUAGGUCCAGUCGUGGCCGACUCUGGGGUUGCGACGCUCAUCUCGCUUUAUUGGCCGAGGGAGCCGGUGUACAUCUUCCAGGUCAUGUGGCCAAGCAUGACUAAGCCGCAUCUGGCGAUACCACAGCAGCGCACGGAAACGCCGUUUACCUUCCCGCCAGAGCGGUACCUAUUUAUCUACUUGCACUUUUGGUGUGCUUUCGAACUGCUAGGUUGGCAGGAACAGGGACGAAGCAACAGUUAAUUCUCCUUACAGUCCAAAUAAUACAAAGUCUUAACCAGAUGUGUUUACUUAUUUCUCCACACACCCACUUACAAAAUUACCCCUCCAUCACAUAUAAACUCCUUCCAAUUACCAGUUCAAGGGUUGGGAACCUGAGGCCCUCCAGAUGUCAUUGAACUACAACUCCCAUCGUCUAUGACCAUUGGUGGCAGGGGCUCAUGAGAGUUGAAGUGCAACAGCAUCUGGAGGGCCAUAGGUUAAUGCUUCUAAAAUUCAGGAUAAACACCAUGUGGUCCUGUUGGUUCUCCCUCCCCUUUCCAGUGAUGUGGAAGAAGGGUUUGGAAAGGCAGAGCUGUGGAUUAAGCUUGAGAGGUGAAGGCAACUAAGAGUACUUUAAAAAGAUAGUGACUAUCAACUAAAAAUCAAAGUAGACUAUGAAAAGCUUUUUCAGUAUAUCAGAAGAUACUGGUGAUUUUGAUUUCUGUGGCAGGGAGGGGGUUGUAACUCAGAUAAAGAGAAUUAUUUUACGUUACUUGGCAGCGUGUAUAACUGAAAGCUUCCCUGUUCCUUUGGUCUUCUCUAGUUUCCUAGCAGACUUGAUGGACAACUCAGAGCUGAUUCGGAAUGUUACACUUUGUGGGCACCUGCAUCAUGGCAAGGUUAGCAUCAAUUAAUAUAUUUAAGGCAGCUCAGGAGUAGCUGUGGUCCAUUCCGUAGAUGUGGCAGAAUUCUGAUGUACUCACUCAGUACACGUGUGGUUCUUGUUUUUGAAUAAACUGGAUUCAGUGUAUGGUUCCCCAGGUUAAAGGUUUUAGAGUUCCUUGAGGCCCUUCCAAGACUUUGGGCCUCAGAGUUAGUUCUGUCUACAAGAUGCACCCCAGAGCAAUUCCUAACACACAUACUUCUCACCCUUAAGUUGCAGUUAUGCCGGAAUGGUGUCAUCAUUUUAGCUUGCUUACUGGUUUUUUGAAGCCAGGGCAGUCAAUUUAGAUAAACUAUUAGGGAGAGUCUGCAAGUGUUGCUGGCUUCUCAGUUGCCAGGUCUCUAUCCUAUCUUCUUUUGUUCACAUUUUUAUAAAACGGGAUGGGGUUGGUGGUAGAAUUUAUUAAUGUUUUUACUGGAUAUGGAAUAACGGUUGUUGAUAUAAUUGUGAGGAAAUUGCAAAAGUGCAUUGAUUGUAGUUCUGAAAUUGGGAUUGGGAGUUCGGAUUGGGAGUGGGAGAGAGGCAGAGAUGCAACAUCCUUAUGCUUCCUGGACUGGUCACAUUUAGCUAGCUAAUUCAUGCCUUGCCAAUUCAUUUCUUUUUGUUUCUCUGGCUCCUUCCAGACUUGCUUUGUGGAUUGCCUGGUUGAACAGACUCAUCCUGAGAUCAGAAAGCGUUAUGACCAGGAUGUAAGUUACCUUUAUACUUUGUUUUUAAUCCUUUAAGAGGUAGGUUUAUGAUGCUGUUGUCUAAAGAUUUAGAUGCAUAUGGGCUAACUGUCAGUUAAAGAGAUCUUAGUCGAUUCAUCAUGGGGUUUGUUUGUUUGAUUAAUAAAUCAAUUAAGUGUGCAUCAAUUUGUAUACAGUGGUACCUCUGGUUACAAACUUAAUUCAUUCCGGAGGUCCAUUCUUAACCUGAAACCAUUCUUAACCUGAGGUACCACUUCAGCUAAUGGGGCCUCCCGCUGCCGCUGCGCCACCAGCACACGAUUUCUGUUCUCAUCCUGGGGCAAAGUUCUUAACCCGAGGUACUACCAAGUUAGUGGAGUCUGUAACCCGAAGUGUUUGUAACCCGAGGUGCCACUGUACGUAUAUGUAAAAACAGUAGUUUUGAAGCAGAUUAAAGAUGAUGUGUCUUAUAAACUUAUCAAAAGAUGGAGUUUGUUUAUGCAUUUCUAGAACUCAAAACACCAGGAAAAUUAUCAGCCAUAUGCUUUGAUUAAAUUAAGUUGAAGUGAUUUGAAGUCUUCAUUUUUCUUUCUUCAUCCAUUAUUGAUUGCUUUACUGAUUGUUUAUUUAUUGUAUGCCUUUGUUGUUUUGUUUAGAAACCUAAACAUAUUACUUUAGUGUUUGUGUGUGUGUGUGUGUGUGUGUAUAUGUGUGUGUGUGUGUGUGUGUGUACACACACAAACACACACACAGAGCGCUUUUUCUGGGGGGAUGCAGGAGUAUGUAUACCCCUAAACAUUUUGUGAAUCCAAGUUUGGCCUCAUUGAGGGGCAGUAUUUCAAUAUGAGUAGGAAAAUGAGAGUAGCCCUAAACAUUUUUUUAGGAAAAAGCGCUCUGUGUGUGUGUGUGUGUAGAGAGAGAGAGGGAAAAAAAGAAAAAGAUGACGUGGAAGAACAUACUCCACCUUAAAUGAUCUGGCUGUUGAGUAAAUUUUUUUAUUGUUCCUUUCAGCUUUGCUAUACAGAUAUACUCUUCACUGAGCAAGAGGUAAGUAUAUCUGCUGCACAGACUUCUCAGCCAUUAUGAAAGUGCAAUGUGGGGGGAGAUACGGUACAAGGUGUUGCAGAGAGGUCUGAAAUGCAUGCACCAUGUGUGCUGGAUCUCUUGUUGUAUUGCUAGUGUCUCCAGUACUCACAGGAAAAAUCUUGAGCUUGUAUCCAGCUAUGUUCUGCUCAGUGUACAUCUUAUUAUUGAAAUUAUUACACCAAAGCUAGCAUUGCUCUUAAUUUCAGUGGGUGUAUUCCAACUAAGACUAAUGCCAGGUGCAAUCCUUUGUCUCUCUGCUUGAGUUUCUCAUAAUGUCAAGUUCCAUACCAGGUAACCAUUUCCCGUAGUUACAUGUCAGUAUUGUAGUCUGAGGAAUACAUACUGUUCUUGGUCAUGCCACUGUCAUGUGCCCUCUAUGCUGUGCCCUCUAAUGUCAUGGUCCACAUUUUCAGCCCAAACUCUCAACUUUCACCCCUCUCCCAUCUUGACCUUGGUUUCUUUUCAGAGAGGAGUUGGGAUCAAGAGCACGCCAGUGACCAUUGUUCUCCCAGACACAAAGGGCAAAUCAUUUCUCUUCAACAUCAUGGACACACCAGGUGAGUUUGGGUGUCUGGGAGACUCACCCCAUAACAUAAAAACUGGCAGGAAACACAGGAUAAGGUGUUUUUAAAAAGACUGUUUUCAAAAACAGGCUAACAAUGAUAUAGAGAAAUUUAUAUUAUGAAGAAGGUGCAAUAAUCUCAGCUGAUGCUUUUUGACCACACAUCUUUUUUGUCUUUUGCACAGCCUGAAGUGCUUAGUGAGGAAUAAAUUGCCAUUUGCAAGCCAGGUCCUUAUGUGAAUAGCCUCACGGUUGCCCUGGAAAUGGAGAAUUUAAGCAUACUUCAUUAUGAGCUGAAUUGUGGCCAACCCUUUAAACCACCCUCUCAAAUUUGACUGGCUUGGGCAGCUGUGUGGUUUUGGGGGUUUAGGUUUUUUGCACCAUUCCUUGUAAUCUUAGCUUGCUUUCAUUCCAGUUGAGGUUUCCAUUAUAGCAGCACUUACCCCCACUUACUAAAUUUAAUAGAACUGACUUCUGAGUACAGUAGACGGGCAUGGUUAGGAUUCUGCUGGAAGUAUGUCAGCUCAUAUUGAAUGCAGGAUCUGUACAUCAAGGGAGUUGCCUCCUCCUGCUCCCCAGUACCUGGCUAGAUUUGUGAUCCCCUGAAAAGGGGCGAGUAUUGGGUCGUCCAAGUCAUUGUUAUGAUGCCAGAACUCUCCUGUGGACUUCAGGUGCUGCAGGCUCUCUCCAUCCUCUACUUUUCUAUCAUGCUACACUUUCCCCUUGAACUCUGCCUUGAGCUGUCUCUUCCCUUGUCAUAGGGCUGUGCAAGAGAUAUUCCAGUUCACCUCCUUCUCUGUGAAGCACAUACUGCAACUUUCCACUUCUGGAUGAUUAUAAAUAUAUAUAUUUUCACUCCCUAAAGGUCAUGUAAACUUCUCCGACGAGGUCACAGCAGGUCUCCGCAUUUCUGAUGGUGUCGUACUCUUUAUUGAUGCUGCUGAGGGAGUGAGUAUAUGUGGGCACGCUUUUUGUGGGUUUGGCUAUUCUUUCCAUUCACACAAGGAGAUGUAUUGCACAGAAAGGUUGCAAUUAAGAGGAUUGCUUAUGAGAAGCUAGCACCUUUUACUAAGAAUCAGGGCCCCUGGGAUUCUGCACCAAGAAUCUGGAAGAAGCUGACAGAUUUUUAAACUGGAAUGCUGCCAGACAUAAAUUAUGAGAAUUCAGCAUGCUUCAGAUAUGAGAGGGAGGAAUUGUCCACAGAAGACAGGGAGCAAGUUCAAAUGCCAGGAAGGCUGAAUCAGGUUUUAGUUUAGAAAGUGAUGUGUGCAGUAGUGCAACACUUCAGCCAAGGAAAUUUUUGGGAUUUCCUUCUUUCAAGACCAGGCAUCUUUCAGAGGGGUCCUUAAGGCAUAGAAUAUCACAGUGAGGCUGCAGGCAGAGCUAGACAUGAAGAGAAGCUAUCUGGCAGCAGCUGCUUGUUGAUUGAGGCAUUUUCAAAGUAAAGGAAGGAUUGAACUCUGAUUAAUAAGAAUACACACAGAGGCUUGAACCAGCAAGACUCUGGGAAGGGUGCGUAUAAUCGUCUCUCUGUGCCUCUUUUUUCUGCAGCCCCUGGCCCAGGUAGUUUUAUUCACAAAAGAACUUUUUACAGAGUGUUCGUAAGAACCAAUCAGAUUUCUUCUGAGCAUUUCAACAAACCCACGUGGGGAGAAAGUUAAACCACCAUAACUAAUUCAGCACAGGGUAAACAAAGAACAGAACUACAAAGAAGAGCAUUUGGCAAUCCCGGAGGUGAUAAACAAGCAAUACAUAUGAUAAGGAGGAUGGCCAGGAGGACAACGAUCAUUAUCACCUUCAUGUGAGAUCUGUUUCCUGGCCCUAAGAUUAACACCCUGAGAUUAACAUAUAGAAAGCUACAUAAAAGAAACUUGCCCACUGUCUAUGAUGACCCAGGAGCCUGCCUGUCUAAGCAACUGGGCUAUGUACAUGACAUGUGAAGAGAGAAAUGGGCAGUAGAGGAAAUGGCCAGAGAUGCAGAGGCUUGUGGGAUUUGAUCAGAAAUUAUUGUCAAUGUAUCAAACCCAGUCAACACAAUGCAUUCAUCGUGGACACAAUGGCUUGAUGCAUAUUUUAUAAUUCCUCAUAGUAAACCCACCUGACCCCACAUUCUGGAUAUUUGCACUCCUACAUUGAUGAGGUUUCUUUGUUGUCUGGCUCUGGUUGGUGUUCUUUUUAAAGUAAUAGAAUCAUUAGUUGUUGUUGUUGUUGUUAAAGUUAAAGUGUGUUUAGUUUGUCCUGUUUUUCAGGGUUUCAUAUCCUUGAAAUUACGUAUUUGAUUUUAAUUUUCCUACUGAUUCUUUCAAAGAGUCUCCCCUCAAAACUCAUAACGAGCCACACGUUCUCAGUGUCCUCCCACUCCUACCCCAUUUCUGGUGUUGAAGAAAAACAGCUCUGUGUCUCCCCCACCCUUUAAAAAAAAAAAACUAAUAAGCAAACCACAUGACACGAUGUUAUUUUGCUUCAGGUUUCCCUGAAUUCGUAAGUAGCAGCCAUGGAGUAAAGAUGGGCAAAAUUCAAAAGUGUGGUGACAUCACACAACUUCCAUUUUUCUUUCUAGAUGCUACAGGGAGAAAGAUGUGAGGACUGUUUUUUGGUGGCCAUUGCCUAUCUCGUGCAAUGUUUGGUUCCAUCGUUUCCUACAGAUCACCAGCUGAGUCUCAGUGGAUCAGAGCACCUUUCACCAGCACAUGGACACAGUUAUCCAUGUCCUGGUAACUUCUAGUGGUGCGUGAUGAAGUUUUGUAGGACCAGUUAAUAGCACAAUGAAUACAUCCUUAGUUGGGCAACUUGUAUGUACUGCUGCCUGAUCAGGGUUGUUCUGAGUGAGGAAGGGAUGCCCCUCCCCUUUAGUAUCACUGAAGACUGAUAGCUCUCUCUGUUAACCAAGAGGGACUGCCCCAUCUCAGAUUGCCCCAUCCAAAGACUGCCCCCUUCUCUUUGCACUAGCACCAGUUUCCUCCAUUUUAAAGGGGUAUCUUCUGCUUCUCUCUGCAUUUAUGUGCUGCUGCACCAUAAAAUUUAAUCUUCCUCCCUCUCCUGUAUGUUCAUUUCCCCAUGUGAUUAAGAGCUUUAUUUUUGUCAAAGGUCAUUGGAUGGGGCAGGCUUAAAGGAAGACAAUGUUGCAUUAAACACAUUUUCUAAAAGCGGACCUCAUGCUGAUUGCUGAGCAUACACGCUCCUGCAGGCUGCUCUUCCAGCAGGGAAGGGUCAGCGCCCGAUUCCUCACGCCCCACCUGGCAUCAUCUUCUAUUGUGUGUCCCCGUAGGUCAUGCUCAACACCGAACGGUUGAUCAAGCAUGCAGUGCAGGAGAGGCUGGCAGUGACCGUGUGCAUUAACAAGAUUGACCGGCUGAUACUGGAACUGAAAUUGCCUCCUACUGACGCUUACUACAAGCUGCGGCACAUAGUGGAUGAAGUCAACGGCUUAAUCAGGUAUAGAAAUGCCAGCAUUUAUAACAUGCUUUUGAGAGUUAAGUUAGUUCCAUUGACACUCACCAUUGGAUAUAACCAUGGAUGCAAAGCCACACCCAGCUCACUCUAUAAGAAAGAGAGAGACCAACCAAAUUUGGGGAGUCUUACACCUAAUCCAUUUUUUAGGGAAUCCACAAUCUUUACCUCGAUUUAUAUUUGUGAACGUUAGAAGUCCCAGUGUUGGAUAUAGGUAAAAGUCUACUGAAGUAUAGGCACCUAACCUCCAUGAAAUUUAAACUUUCAUUUCUUCCCCAUCACUCCUUAAAGGGGAAUUAUAAUUGUGCCAAAGUUUUUGUUCUCUCUGCUUAACUGGCAGACCUAAUUCAUUCAAUCAUUUAAAGAAUUGGUGUUUUUUUUAUAACUAUCAAACAUGUAUUUACAUUUAAUCGAUUAAUUGUAAAUGUCAAUGCUGGAGUAUCCCUGGUGUGUCAGAAUUCUUGUUAGACUUCAUAAAUGAAGUUUUCUGAAAUGCUUUGUUAUUGUAGCAGCUGAAACUGCUGCCUUUCCCUUUGUGUGUGUCUUGAUAGCAGUGCUGCCUGGUUCUGUCUUAUUUUAAAACCACUUCUUUGUUUGCAGCAUGUAUUCCACAGAUGAGAAUCUGAUUCUUUCACCACUCCUGGGCAACGUCUGUUUUGCCAGCUCCCAGUACAGCAUCUGUUUCACGCUGGGUUCUUUUGCCAAGAUCUAUGCUGACAUGUACGGUAAGCAUUAGCCAAAAUGUUCGUGUGCAUGUCAGGGGACACCUUGGCUCUUGACUCCUUCUGAAAGGUUCACACAACCUUGCAGUGAGGAUGUGUCUGCUAUGUUUGUAGCCUUUUCUGCAUUGAAAAUCAUCUGUGCUUUUUCUGUAUGCAACUUAUCUUUGCCAGUUCUCAAGGUUUCCAUCACGUUCUAGGGGAGUGCUGGGGCUCUGCAAAUGGCUGGAGGCAUCAGAGGCAGAGAUCUGGUUUGUUUGCCACUUCAGUGAUGUCCCGGGGUGCACCACUUUCUCCCAUGUAACUAAAUGCUUGCCAUUCACUCCUCCUUAGUCGUAACUGAGACUGUAUUGCCUGCUGUGAUCUGCUUUACAUGCAGCUUAUAAGAUAGCAAUGCAGUUUAGUUAAGAAUCUAUCCGUCUCUUGAUGAAAAGCCUAUGUAUAAAUGCUGUAUAAAUGUUAGUCCCUUGACUUGGAGCACGCUCCCCAUCUCUUUUGAGCCGGUGGGCAGAGAUGGAUCAAGUGUUGUGAGGACUCCUGGGGGGGCAUUGUUGUUGCGCCACAUAGAUCAUACCUUCAUCAAGUCCUUCUCAGUGGAUGCUGUUAGGACUAAGAUGGCGAGGAGAGGUUAGACGAGCUUCGCGCCUGCCAUGAAGGUCUUCCAAGGGCAGUGCUUUAUUUUUCCUAAAGGCGAGAGUGGCAGACAUUUGCUUAUAUGGGAAACUGUAAGGUCAGGACACAUUUGGAAUGGGGGUAAUGGUGUCAUCUGUCCUUUAUGGCCAUAGAGUUUUGUAGGGACAUAUUUUGCUCCUCCCCCUCAAGUUGCUGAUUUUACCCCAAUUAACUUAUGCUAUACGAUUCGAUGGGAACCUGGCAUGCUUGAAUUGGAUGGCCAUUAUGUUCUGAUAAUGCAUUUUAUGAAUUUUUGUACACCAGCUUGAAGGCAGUAUUUAAAUAGGUAGCCAUAAAUGAAAUAAUAAUUGAGAGCAGAGCUAUUUAUGUUUGCAUUAUCCCACCCAUUUAUAUAGUUUCAUGUUGUGUUCCUAUAAUUUCCUUAGUCAGAUUCAAGUGAUAUUUAUUUAUUUUUUAAGGAACUGGUUAGCGUACAUAUAGUUGUAGCUGCAGUGAUUCACUGCCCUCAUUGUUCUAGUUUGCAUUCUAAUUAAUUGCUUCUUUUUGCAACAUGAGCAUAUCCAGGGCAGGUCCAAGCUGGGUACACAAUGGAAGGAAUUAUGCAGCUUUAAAGGAAACUGGUUGAAGAUAAAACUGUCAGUCUGACUCUCAAAAUUCACUAUAUGCUUUAAAUCAUGUGAAAAAUAGGCCACAAAAGCUGUAUAAACUGGACCUUCUGUUCAUUUUAGGAGACAUCAAUUACCAGGAGUUUGCAAAGCGCCUUUGGGGAGACAUCUACUUCAACCCCAAGACGUAAGGAGCUCUUGCUUUUUAUUCUUAAUUCAUUGUCCUUUUCCAUUGCAGCUUUACCUAAACCAUGUAAAUUAGCAACCCAAAAAUAGCAACUAUCUUACGCAUACCAAAUGCUGAGAUAAAAGACAGAAAGUAAGUCAGAUGUUUUCUCUUUGGUGUAAGGAUAUUGUAGAGUUCCGUUAACAUCAGCCCACUGUUCCGAGGUGAGUCAACACCUCCCAGGUGUGCAGAAUAAUAUUUAAACCAAGUAAUGUCAUGUGUAGAAAAAAGGUGGACUGAGAAAAUAACUCUGGAUUGUUCCAGGAAGCAAGCCAAGUUGCGUGCUACUGAAAAAAAGCUUCCAUAUCCCAAAUAUGGCAGUCUCCUAACCCUGAGUGUAACUCAUCUACGUAGUCAUCCCAAGAGAAAAAAUAUAGAUGCAGUUUCAUACUACCCAACAUCUAGAUUCAGGUAGAGGAAUGUAGAGCAAAAAAAUGGCACUUCUAGUAGUAAUAAUUCAUAUUCGUCCCAAGGUUUCUACGCCUCAUGGUUGGGAGAAUGAAAAUGUGCACACACAUGCUUUUUUCCAGUUUACCUCUCCUGGUCCGUGAUUAGAAAUUUUCUCAAGCGUGCAGAUAAUGGCCACUGGGAAAGGCUUUUUUGACUAGUCUUUAGAAGCACUUAGGUGUUGACCUUGUGUGUUUUUUUAGGAGAAAAUUCACCAAAAAAGCCCCAACCAGUAGUUCACAGCGGAGCUUUGUGGAAUUCAUCCUUGAGCCUCUCUACAAGAUACUAGCUCAGGUACGUUUUGGAUUCCCAUGGAUGGAUGGUUGGAUGGAUGGAUGGAUGGAUGGAUAACCCCUGACUGUGAAUACACGCAUACACAGAGUAUUUAUCCAAGAAAAUAUAGCUAGAAUAAGAGAAAUUAUUAUUAUUAUUAUUUAUUUUAUUUUAUUUUGACAAAGUAAUAAUAAUAAAUAAAUAAGAAUAAAAAUUGUAACUAUCCAACCUCCCAAAAUUUCAACACCUCUUGCGAUGGUUUCACCCCUUUCCAUUUUAACAGUACAAACACCCUCCAUAUCUCCUCAAAAUCAUUUCUCCUGCAUAUUCCCCAUCUUGCCUUAAUAAUAAUAAUAAUAAUAAUAAUAAUAAUAAUAAUAAUUUAUUUAUUCCCCGCCCAUCUGGCUGGGUUUCCCCAGCCACUCUGGGUGGCUUCCAACUGAAUAUAAAAAUAAAAUAUUAAUGGCAAAUGUUAAUUUAUCAUUAAUAGCUAUAUCCCACACCUCUUUAUACCAUUCUUCCAUUUUGUAUUCUGCUUGCCCCUUCCACUUCCUAGCUAUAAUAUUUUGUGCAGCUGUCAAUAAAUUUGUGAGCAAGUCCUUCACAGCCUGCGAAUCUUCUACCCCAUCGUAAAUGGAUAACAAUGCUACCCCUGGUCUUUCGGUUAGCUUUAACCUAGUGAUUUCUGUUAUCUCCUUAAACACCCUUUGCCAAAAAAUGUACAUAUUUACACCAGUUUUAUUUUUUAAGGCAGAGAUUUAAACAAAUGCUAAAAAAAGCUUUUUUAAAAAAAGUUAAGCCGCUCCUGGUCUGGAACCUUCUCUGCUUCGAUCUUCCGCCUGCUCACUUCCUCGCUUCUCCCCAGGUUGUUGGGGACGUUGACACCACCCUGCCCCGGACUCUGGAUGAACUGGGGAUCCACCUGACCAAAGAAGAGUUGAAACUCAACAUCCGCCCCCUCUUGAGGCUCGUCUGCAAGAAGUUUUUUGGGGAGUUUACAGGUAGGCUUCAUCGUCCUUCUCUUUUCUCGCAGUGUGGUUUAUCUCCUUGCCAAAGAGGACUGCCAAAUGUGUGUGUUGAAGCAAGCUACCUCUGGCUGAGGGAUUUUGAGGAAACCCCUUUUUUGGCGUUGAGUGUCAGUGCUGCAUUGCAAUUUAACAAUAAUAAUAAUAAUAAUAAUAAUAAAUAAUAAAUUUUUAUUUAUAUCCCACUCUCCCCAGCCGAAGCCGGGCUCAGAGCGGCUAACAACAGUAAAAAUAACACAGUUUAAAUAAAAUCACAAUCAUUUAAUUGAAAUUCAUUCUAAAAUCAAUUCAUUCUAAAAUCAAUUCAUUCUAAAAUCAAUUCAGAGUCAAAUUAAUGCAACCAUUGGGCUAGAGUUCUAUGAGGAUUACAGAAGGAGGGGGUCAGACUGUCCCUUGGCCAAAGGCCUGGUGGAACAGCUUUGUCUUGCAGGCCCUGCGGAAAGAUGUAAAGUCCCACAGGGCCCUAGUUCUCUUGUGACAGAGCGUUCCACCAGAUCGGGGCCACAGCCGAAAAAGCCCUGGCUCUGGUUGAGGCCAGCCUAACCUCCCUGGGCCCAGGAUCUCCCAAGAUGUUUUUAUUUGAAGACCGUAAGGUCCUCCGUGGGACAUACCAGGAGAGGCGGUCCCGUAGGUACGAGGGUCCUAGGCCGUAUAGGGCUUUAAAGGAUAAAACCAGCACCUUAAACCUGAUCCUGUACUCCACUGGGAGCCAGUGCAGCUGGUAUAGCACCGAGUGAAUGUGAUCCCGCGGCGAGGACCCUGUAAGGAGUCUUGCCACGGCGUUCUGCACUCGUUACAAUAAUCAAGUCUGGAGGUGACCAUCACGUGGAUCACAGUGACUAGGUCAGGGUGAGAAAGACUGGCCUUUUUUAUUCAAGACAAUAUUAACCCAGAAGAGGGUGGUCUAGUGUAUCAAUCUAGGACUGGGAAGACCUAAGCUCAAAUACCCAUUUGGUUGUGAAGUUUGCUGGGUGACCUUGGGCUAGUGGCUACCUCACAGGGCUAUUGUGAGGGUAAAGUCAGGACAUCUUGGCUCUUGACUCGUUCUGAAAGACUUAUGUGUAUUGUGAAACCCAACCUUGCUUUAUGAGCAUCUUGGAGGAGGGUAAGAUAAAAGGAUCUUGGGAGUGCAGCCAUUGUGUUUGUUUCACAUUUGCUUCACCCUCCUGCUUGUGAGUCUUAAUGGAAACGUAAGGACUGGAGAAGGAUGCUAGAGAGAGUUUCAUACCAGUAGCAAUGAGUUCCACCGGCUAAUUAUAAGUUAUGAGAAAUGGUAUUUCCAUUUAGUCUGCCUUUAUACUUGCUGUACCUCAGCUACAGUGGAUGAUGCUACGUUUUUGUAUUUUGGGUGAGAAUGAUUAAUUUAUAAAUCCUCUCACUUGUGUUGUUUGAUCUUGGGGAGACAGCAGGAGGAAUCCAUGUGUCAAGAGCCGCUAGCUUAGUUCAAGAAGAGUUGGAAGAUAUCUGUAAUGGUUCUAGGGGUUGCUCGUGCGUAAGCCGGUGCUUAUCUCCCCGGCUGGGUGCAAACACCUGGCUGGGUUGCCAAAGUGAACCUUUUCUGUCCGGACAGCCGCUCACCCGUGGCUGUCUCAAUCGCUGGCAGAAUCCGUCAGUGGGCGUUUCUUAAACUUCUUCCAGCAAAGAAGCUCUUUGACGCCUAGUCUCCUCCUACUUUCUCUGCACGAAAGCCUUCUGCGCAAGGAGGGCGUGGGCAACGGAGGACCCCUACUCUACCCGCUGGUCCCAGGCAAGGAGUCAUGGGACCGCCUCGCCGCUUCCCCCAUCUGCCCCCCUUCUCCACUGGUGCUACGCAGAUUCUCUUCCCCAGAAGAUGGGCUGCUUCUCCCGAUCCCUGGACGCUCUCUGGAAUCCCUCUGGCUUUUGCUCUCUCCCUCCGGCACUGAUGGCAGUUCCCUGACAAUAUCAGUUUUGUCUGGCCUUAUCCGUCACAGCUGCAGACCUGUGUUUUUCAGAGCGCAUGGUCAGCAUGCUGCGUGAACAGAAAGCACACGCUAGAACAAAUUCCAGCGUUUAAGGCUUAAGACGAAUCAAUGUGGAAAGUGUUCCUUACAGGUACAAAGUUGAAGCCAGGUGAAGGUGAAAACUAACACAGGCUUCCUCUUCCUGAAAAUCAUGCCAGUGUGGUGUAGUGGUUAAGAGCGGUAGUCUUGUAAUCUGGGGAACCGGGUUCGCGUCUCCGCUCCUCCACAUGCAGCUGCUGGGUGACCUUCGGCCAGUCACACUUCUUUGAAGUCUCUCAGCCCCACUCACCUCACAGAGUGUUUGUUGUGGGGGAGGAAGGGAAAGGAGAAUGUUAGCCGCUUUGAGGCUCCUUAAAGGAAGUGAAAGGUGGGAUAUCAAAUCCAAACUCUUCUUCUUCAGUUUUUGAACUGCUGCCUCACCCAGUUUUGUUCUCCCAGGCUUUGUGGACAUGUGCGUGCAUCACAUCCCCUCCCCAAAAGCGGGCGCAAAGACCAAGAUUGAGCACAACUACACAGGCGGAGUUGACUCGGACCUGGGAGAGGCCAUGAGCGAAUGUGACCCUGAUGUAAGACUUCCGUCUAACUCUCUUUCUUUGUUAAUGGUAGUAAGCCUGGCUGCAUGAUUCUGAGCAGGAGAGGGCAAGCUCCAUCCCUUCAGGUGUUGCUGAACUACAAGUCCCAUCAUCCCCGGCCAUUGUUUCCUAGGGCUGAUGGGGGUUGUGGUUCAGCGACAUCUGGAGAGCCAAAGGUCCCCCAGUCCUGUUGUGGAUGAAGGGCUUCAUUUGGCAAGUCCUGCUAGUGGACUUCCCACAGACUGGCUGCGGUGAGAACAGGAUGCAGAACUGGAUAGGCCAUUGGCCUGAUCCAACAGGCUGUUCUUGUGGCAGUAAGAAAAGGAAGUUUGGUAUUAAAUCAGAACUUGGCUCUACAGUGGUACCUCUAGAUACAAACGGGAUCCGUUCCGGAGCCCCGUUCGCAUCUAGAGCUAAACAUAACUAGCGAUGGCACGUCUGCGCAUGCGCAAGCGGCGAAACCCGGAAGUAACGCACUCCGUUACUUCCGGGUUGCCAAGGAGCGCAACUCGAACGCGCUCAACUCGAAGCAUAUUUAACCCGAGGUAUGACUGUACUUAUGGGACGCGGGUGGCGCUGUGGGUUAAACCACAGAGCCUAGGACUUGCCGAUCAGAAGGUCGGCGGUUCGAACCCCCGCAACAGGGUGAGCUCCCGUUGUUCAGUCCCAGCUCCUGCCAACCUAGCCGUUCGAAAGCACGUCAAAGUGCAAGUAGGUACCACUCCAGCGGGAAGGUAAACGGCGUUUCCGUGCGCUGCUCUGGUUCGCCAGAAGCUGCUAAGUCAUGCUGGCCACCCGACCUGGAAGCUGUACGCCAGCUCCCUCGGCCAAUAAAGUGAGAUGAGCGUCGCAACCCCAGAGUCGGUCACGACUGGACCUAAUGGUCAGGGGUCCUUUACUAUGACUUUACUUGGAAGCAGUGUUCUGUAAGUCUGUUUUGAUUUGAUGGUUUGUCCAUCACUUUGUAGAUUAUUAUUUUUUUAAGUUAUGCUGUUGCUUAGGUUCUAUCACCUAACCCAUAUUACAGUCGUACCUCGGAAGUCGAAUGUUUUGGUUCCUGAACGCCGCAAUCCCGGAAGUGAUUGUUCCGGUUUGCGGACGUUCUUUAGAACCCAAACGUCCAUUGCUGCUUCUACGGCUUCUGAUUGGCUGCAGGAGCUUCCUUGGAAGCCGCGCCUUGGUUCCCAAAUGUUUUGGAAGUCGAACAGACUUCCGGAACGGAUUCUGUUCGACUUCCAAGGUACGACUGUAUAAUUGUAUACUUUAUGUACCACUCUUUGCACAACCUGUGUGUAUGCGAACGAAUCUCCACUCAGUGGCCACUGUCACAUGGGGAAUUUUCAACGUGUUCCCACGCUGCAUUUAUAACAUGUAUGUAAACUGUUUCUAAGAAUGAUCUGUGAUGAAAUUGACUAAGAGCACCCACAUGGGAGGGGUGGCCAAACAUUGAAGUUUUAUUUGUCAGCCACCCAAGCUAGUGGGUCAGAGAAACAGCAGACGCCUGAAGGGAGUGCACUUUGAGCUUAAACCCUAUUUAACUGUCAUGGCUGCGCCAAGAAUAGAUUUUGUAAAUUCUGUCAGGGAGCUAAGUGUCUUAGGUCAAGCUUGAUGUGAUGGCAGCAGCCACCCUUGAUCGUUCAUGCCUUUGCCUCCUUCGUGGGUGAGCUGCAGUAGGCACUGACCUCAAAAGGCCGCACAAAAGAUGAGAGCGGAACUUGGUGAAGUUGCUUCCCUGGGCCUGAGUUUGGAAUUGGAGCUAGGCUGAAAGGAAAAACAGGCGGGCAGUGAAAUCGUGGGAUCUCGCUCUCCUCAACAUGUGUCCUUUAAGGUAAAACAAGACCUAUCCCUUGCCCACUUGAUAGGGGAACAGGUCUGACUUAUGAAUAACAAGCAUUAACUGCUGCCAUUACAUCUGUCUGUCUUAUGUGUUUGAUGUACAACCAUUUGAGACACCUGUAACAGCUCCUAUGUUUCUUUGGAGACCCCAGUGCCUUCUACACCCAACUCACAAUGCCAUAGGUUUGUUAUUACAGUGGUACCUCAGGUUAAGUACUUAAUUCGUUCCGGAGGUCCGUUCUUAACCUGAAACUGUUCUUAACCUGAAGCACCACUUUAGCUAAUGGGGCCUCCUGCUGCUGCCACGCCGCCGGAGCACGAUUUCUGUUCUCAUCCUGAAGCAAAGUUCUUAACCCGAGGUACUAUUUCUGGGUUAGCGGAGUCUGUAACCCGAAGCGUAUGUAACCUGAGGUACCACUGUAUAUGAGUCCAUAGAAUAAUGAACUUAAUGGGUUUGGCCCAGGUGUUCCCUCAGCCCAGUAUUGGCAGCCUCAUCUUGGACAGCAGUGUCUGGAUUUGGUCGCUCAAAUUUCCAGGACUCAAAUCCAAAAAGCAGCUGUUUUUCCUCUGGACCGUGGCCACUGUUUUCAUACACCUUUGUCUGUAUCCGUGGUGCACGAAGGCUGAUCUUUGUCAAAACCUUUUGUCUGGAAGGGCCCGCUUAUGUGCCACACCACAAAGAUGUACAGUACGGACGACGGGGUCCAGUUCCAUGCUUUCGGCAGGGUGCUGAGUGGGACCAUCCACGCGGGGCAGCCUGUCAAGGUCCUUGGGGAAAACUACACCCUGGAAGAUGAGGAGGACUCGCAGAUUUGCACGGUGGGGCGCCUCUGGAUCUCUGUAGCAAGGUAGGCGGUUCUGGGGAAGGCUUUACGCGGGAUCCCUGCUUUGCAUUCUCCAUGCAGGUUGGGGUGGCAGGUGCAGUGUGAAACCCAACAAACAACACAAGCAACACGAUGACCAGUAUGCUAGAUAGCACUGCAAUUCUUAUUGCAUAAUAUACGUGAUUUAGUACAACAAGAACAAAAUGUGUACGCUUGUAAAUUCUCUAAUAUAUUUCAAAUCAAAUGAACAUACGUCUGACAAUCUUUGAAAGUCUGUAGAAGUAUAAUAAGUCUAUAAUUGAAGCAAAGUAAUAGAUGCUAUCCUGUGGGCUAAGCGGUAAAACUUUUUAGGCGUUUAUGGUGCCGAAGUAGUAAGUGAAUAACAAUGUUAUUACAUAUCCUUAUGACCACUGCUUCUUGUGCAUUUUUCUAACCUGUGGGUUGUGCUGAAGAAGAUUCCAGCAAAACAGUCAAAUUAUCCGGGAUCACUGUCCUACGUUGUUAUUCACUUACACUUUGGCACCAUGAACGCCUAAAAAGUUUUAUCACUUAGCCCACAGGAUAGCAUCUAUUACUUUGUUUCAACUAUAGACUGUUUAUACUUCUACAGACUUUCAAAGAUUGUCAGACGUGUGUUCAUUUGAUUUCAAAUAUAUUAGAGAAUUUACAAGUGUACACAUUUUGUUUUAGUUGUACUAAAUUAUGUAUAUUAUGCAAUAAGAAUUGCAGUGCUAUCUAGCAUACUGGUCAUCGUGUUGCUUGUGUUGUUUGUUGUGUUAAGUUUGCAACACAGGGGUUUGUUGUUCUGUAGCAGUGUGAAACCCAGCACACAGUCUGGGAUUUCUGCUGUUGUUGAAAGUACAGUGGUGCCCCGCAAGACGAAUGCCUCGCAAGACAAAAAACUCACUAGACGAAAGGGUUUUUCGGUUUUGCGUUGCUUCGCUAGACGAAUUUCCCUAUGGGCUUGCUUCGCAAGACGAAAAAGUCUUGUGCUUUUUUUUUAAAGCCGCUUGAAGAGGCGCAGUUGCGACGGACCGUGCUUCGCAAGACGAAAAACAUCGCAAGACGAAAAGACUCGCAGAACGAAUUCUUUUCGUCUUGCGAGGCACCACUGUAGCUGCAGAGUGUGGGAGAGCACAGGUUGUGUGAUGGGCUUGACCACCAGUAGUCAGGAGCUGUGCUGCUUUUGGGGCUAGCAUGGUUUGUGGUGCCCACGACGCUUUCCCCUUGUCUCUUCUCUCUACAUGGCUGGCCUGCAUCUUGAGUGGUUUCCCACUUUCUGACAAACUGUUCAGACACACACACAAUGUGCAGAAGUCACAGUUAUGGACAGCCAAGAACAGUGUAUUCCUUGGAUGGGAAGCAUGACUUUUUCAAAGGUGUAAAGAAGUCAUGUGUAUUAUGGGCUGUCCCGUGAAUCCGCUGGAUGACAUCGCGGAAGAACGUUGCCUCAGGAGAGUGAGGAAAAUUCUCAGGGAUGACUCACACCCUGGCCGGCACUUUCUUGAUCUCCUGCCCUCGGGCAGAAGAUAUAGAAGCAUGAUUAGUCACACCAACAGGGUAAAGAACAGCUUCUAUCCGUGGGCUGUUAGGCUGCUGAAUGAAAAUAUAACAACAGGGCAACUGACUUCCAGGUUUGGUGGGUGUGCGUCAGUAAACGAGGGGAAAUUAAGACUAAAAGAGCUGAGUGGGGGGUGCUUGUGUAAUCUCACUGUAUACAAGUUGUGCAAGUGACAAUAAAGUAUUUCAAUUUCAAUUCAAUGUGUCUUAUUUCAGGUAUCACAUAGAGGUGAACAGAGUCCCUGCUGGCAACUGGGUGCUCAUCGAGGGAGUGGACCAGCCUAUUGUGAAGACAGCCACCAUCACUGAGCCCAGAGGCAAUGAAGAGGUAAAGCAGCCGUCAUCAACAUCUCCCUUGUCUUGUGGGCAAUGGAAAUAGAUAUGAGAACAGCAUGGUGCCUGCCCUCUGCAGCAGACCAAUGUGGCAUUCUGUGCAUUGACACUGUCUCCUUGCCUGUUCUUCCAUCCAGUCUGUUUUAGCCAAAUAAUAUAAAAGGCUCCUCCUCAGCUGUGUGUGUAUGUAUCGGCCAGCUUCAGGUGUGCUUUAAGUGUUGAGUAGACCAGGACCUUAAGAAUCUAUACGUAAUUUGUUUUUCUAGUUUGUUCUUGUGCUGGCAUAGAGCUGGUUAAAACAUAAUUUCAGGUUACUAAAUCAUGGUUUAUUAAGCAGAGAACAAGUGUUGGGCCCACACACUCCUCCUCCCUCAUUCCAGCUUCUGUUGUGGUUUGUUUAAACCAUGGUUCAUCUGAACUGGGAAAUUGUGAUUUAAUCUCUGUUUGCUAACCAGCAUAUGAAACCAAAAUUCUCUUAUUUUUACCAUAGAGGAUCACUGCCACAGUCUGCCACUUGGAGCUCUUUGGAAGAAAGGCAGAACACAGUUACUGAUUAUGGUUAUGAUAAUUAUCUUCUUGUUCUAUUUCAGGCUCAGAUCUUCCGCCCUUUGAAAUUCAACACCACAUCUGUCAUUAAAAUAGCUGUUGAGCCUGUCAACCCCUCUGAGCUCCCCAAGAUGCUAGACGGUCUGCGUAAGGUUAAUAAGAGCUACCCGUCUCUCACCACCAAGGUGUGUGCGAUUGCUUUGGAUGGGUGGGAUGGAGAGGCAGUAGGAACAGGGAGCAGACUGCAACUUUCCUUCUCCACACUAUCAAGUCCCCUUUAGGGCAGAAUUCUAGGCAAUCAGAAAACCUCCUGGGGCAAGGUUUUAAAAAGCACAGCUUUGAGGCGUGUGCCAAUGACAAGGGUACCUGGGAGGCCAGAUUCGUGGCAGGAGCUCAAGGCUCUGUUUCAUUUCAUUUCUUUUUUAUUGGUAGGUCUUUGCUGAGAUGUGCUUUUUACACUUCUGCUGUAUGGCAAAGUCGAAAAGCGGGAUGUGCUUUGUAUAGGUGCCUCAAAAUGUACCGUAUUUUUUGCUCUAUAAGACUCACUUUUUCACUCCUAAAAAGUAAGGGGGAAUGUGUGUGCGUCUUAUGGAGCGAAUGCAGGCUGCGCAGCUAUCCCAGAAGCCAGAACAGCAAGAGGGAUUGCUGCUUUCACUGCGCAGCGAUACCUCUUGCUGUUCUGGCUUCUGAGAUUCAGAAUAUUUUUUUUCCUCCUCCAAAAAGUAGGUGCGUCUUGUGGUCUGGUGCGUCUUAUAUAGAGCGAAAAAUACGGUAGUUACAGCGACAAUGUGAGAAACAGCAAUACUCAUGGGUUGUGGGCAUUAAGUUUGAGUGUAUUACUUGGCGUGUGUUUCCUUGUGCACUGAUUCUGUCUUAAAUACACAUUAUCAGUUGCUGGUUGCCAUUGGGGGUGGGGGCUAGGGAUUCGGGGCUGUUCUCCUUAGGGCCUGGCUUUUUCUACACUCGGAAAAGAUGGCUGUGAUAUUCCUUGUUUGUUCCCAGCAUCCAGCACUCUGAUCUACCCCAAAAGGUUCAGUCGAGCCUUCAUAUUCUGCUGUACGUUCCAGCUGCUAAUGCAGCCCAUAUGAAGUUCUGAAUGGUUGUCGGUUUUGUUAAGCUUAUCUUGUUCAUGUGCCUCCAGGUGGAAGAAUCUGGGGAACACGUGAUCUUGGGAACAGGCGAGCUGUAUCUUGACUGUGUAAUGCACGAUCUGCGAAAAAUGUAUUCGGAGAUUGAUAUCAAGGUACAAAAAAGAUUCUCUUCCUAACUCUGAUAUGUUGAUUUGGGGGGUGGGUGGCGUUUUCUACUUCAUCUUGGUUUGCCCAUCUGAAUUGAACAAGGGAGGCUGGGUCCAUCACUCAGUUUUUUUUAUCACCUCUACCCCAUUCUUCUAUUCACUUUUCAAAGGUAGCUGACCCUGUUGUCACAUUCUGCGAGACGGUUGUGGAAACCUCUUCCCUGAAGUGUUUUGCUGAGACGCCCAAUAAAAAGUAAGAUCUUUGAUGAGAGUCUUAAAAUGCGAGCCACGGGUGUGGUGCUAUUACAAAACAAGCUAAGGCACCAUCUUGCACUGAAUGAACUGGCUUAGCCCUUGGGCAGCCAGAGUUGGAUAUACUGUGUUUAAAAAGUUUCACGUAACCUGGGAGGGAGCAUGACAUGAUAGCCACUUGAAAUUCCCUCCAGUGGCAAUUGUUUUCAAUUCAGCAAGCUGUUCAUAUUAUCCCUACGGGUUGGGAUAUUUUCUUUAUGCUGCCAUAGGCAAUUUUUCCAGAAGCAGAAGAAGAUGUAUAAUUUUGCCUAGAAGGAAAGCAAGCAUUUUGUUUAUGUCUGCAGGCCUUUAUUGCUUGCAGUUGCUAUUUUGAACGAAUUUGCUCCUUUCAGACUAAACUGCAGAGGCAGGAGAUGCAGUAGAACAAGGUGGGACCUGUUGGGUAGAACCCCAUUGGAAAAUAAACCCUGGAAUGGGAGAAGGGAGCCUGUGGCCCUCCAGAUAUCAUUAGACUAUGACUCCCAUCAUCCCUGACAGUUGGCUUUGCUAGCUGGGGCUGAUGGAGUUCGGAGUUCAACACCUGGAGGGCUAUAGGUUCCCUACUCUUGCCCUAGAGAGCAGAUGAUUAAGAGAAGAUAUAUUGGCCCUCUUCAGUUCUUUAAAGGAUCUUGAGUUGAAGAGGGGCAACAACUGUUCACCCUUAUCCCCUAACAGCAGAACAAGAAAACAGCCAUUUCAAACUACCAGAGCAGUCGCCUUCCUACUUUUAAUUGGCUUAAAUUGAAGAGCAGUUUCCCAGCGGACCAGCAUUGCUUUAACCUCUUCCUCUCCAGCUGAAUUGACAUAUGUCUUUCUGUUCCAGGAACAAGAUCACAAUGAUAGCCGAGCCUUUGGAAAAGGGUCUGGCUGAAGACAUUGAGAAUGAAGUGGUGCAGAUAACAUGGAACAGGUAUGGAGUUUGCUGAAGAGUUAACUGUGAUAGACAAGUAUACACACACACACACACACACACACACACACACACAUUUUCUUCGCCUUCAGACACUAGGAAGUUCACCUCAGCACCUUAAGAGAGGGACUUCAUCACUCUUGCUUGCAUAGGGCAUCCAUAUCUGAAACCUGCUAAUGCACAAAAUCAUAAGAAAGCCAGGCCUUUGGAGUCAGAAGAGACAAAGUACUUCUAUUAAAAAUAAGUUUAAAAAUAAACAAACCUACAUCUUGAUUAAGCAAGGCCCCACUUAUUGACCUAAAUGUUUUUAGUUGAUUAGCCAAUUAAUUUAAUAAACAUUACUGCCAUAUAAAACAGUUUAAUUACUUUAGAAUGGUUACAGUCAAGUUUCCAAUGGAAGCAGUACAUUCUUACUCAGGGGUCAGCAAACUUUUUCAGCGGGGGGCCGGUCCACUGUCCCUCAGACCUUGUGGGGGGCCGGACUAUAUUUUUUUUUGGGGGGGAGAACAAAUUCCUAUGCCCCACAAAUAACCCAGAGAUGCAUUUUAAACAAAAGGACACAUUCUACUCAUAUAAAAACAACACUGAUUUCUGGACCAUCCGAGGGUCGGAUUUAGAAGGCAAUUGGGCUGGAUCCGGCCCCCGGGCCUUAUUUUGCCUACCCAUUUUCUUACCUAAUAAAUGUGUACGGGGAAAGUAGACAAGUGUCUAUCAGAUUGAUUCAUUGCACAUUUGGAGAGGGGUUGGUGAGAAAGUUAAACCAGUUAGUACUUGAGUUCCUUCAAUGUUUGCAUAUCUCCUCCCUUUAGGAAAAAGUUGGGUGAGUUUUUCCAGACCAAAUAUGACUGGGAUUUGCUGGCCGCCCGUUCCAUCUGGGCCUUUGGGCCUGAUGCUACUGGACCAAACAUCCUGGUGGAUGACACCCUGCCCUCAGAGGUAAGGACCCCGCCAGAGAGAUUUGGGUUGGUUUUUAGCCUGCAGUGAUUAAAUGACUCUUACCCAGGACUGCUUCAGUUUUGCAGCCCAAGUAUCAAGAGAUUUCACAUCCAAGAAUUAUCAAAUCCUGUGAACCCUGAAAUAAAUUGUGCAAAUGAUGCUCAUGGAGAAUUGGGGUGGGGGAAUCACACGGCUUGGGACGCGGGUGGUGCUGUGGGUUAAACCACAGAGCCUAGGGCUUGCCUUUCAGAAGGUCGGCAGUUCGAAUCCCCGCGACGGGGUGAGCUCCCGUUGCUCGGUCCCUGCUCCUGCCAAGCUAGCAGUUCAGAAGCACGUCAAAGUGCAAGUAGAUAAAUAUUUACCGCUCCGGCGGGAAGGUAAACGGCGUUUCCGUGCGCUGCUCUGGUUUGCCAGAAGCGGCUUAGUCAUGCUGGCCACAUGACCUGGAAGCUUUACGCCAGCUCCCUCGGCCAGUAAAGCGAGAUGAGCGCUGCAACCCCAGAGUCGACCUAAUGGUCAGGGGUCCCUAUACCUUUAGCUUUAAUCACACGGCUUGGGAGAAGCUGUAUUUGUCUUCAGAAUUUCUCCCUAUGUGUUGCAAGCCAGUGGUCCAGAACGCUGGCAUGCUCUGCGCUCCACCCAGACAGACUCAUUUGAAGAAAGUCUUGGCUCGAGGCUAGACUAAGAGAUGACUCCCAUUUUGUCCCUUUCUCCUGCCUGCACAGAGAUGCAUGCAGGUCACCUGGUCUGCUGCACUGACAGAGCAAGCAGAUGUGAAAAAGGAAGGACACUCUGUCUGUAAAGCCUUUUAGCUCCAACUUCCUAAGAGACCUUGAACUGACCUCAUGGCUGUGUUUCACCACUCUCUCCCCUGCCUGUAAAUUUUCUGCAGAGGGAGCUUCAGUGCCACAUAUUUCAGUUCGCACACAGAGAUUAACUUCUCCUUGCUGCUACUGCUACUUCAGCUGCUAUGUGUGUUUUUCUUCUUUUACAGGUUGACAAAACCCUCUUGGGUUCCGUGAAGGACAGCAUCGUGCAGGGCUUCCAGUGGGGGACCAGGGAAGGGCCCCUUUGUGAUGAGUGUAAGUAAAAGAUCUAGAAAGAUUAACUUGUCCUGGGGAUUUUCAGAUCCAUCCCACCCAAACUGCGUUUUCUACCAAAAGUGAAACCGUCGCAUAUUAGUGGGUCUCAAAUGACAGUGACUCCAGACUUUUCUCAGCAGCAGCCUUGUGACUCGUGCCCAGAUUCCUCUAGGGAAAUGUGAACUUUUCCCAGAGAUUAAUCCAGAGUCCUUUCCUAAUUUGUUCUUAUUUGGACUGUGACUCUGGAAUGCACACAGAAAUUGGAGACAGAAGCAAACAGAGGUUUAGCUUGUGUUUGGUUUUAUCAGUGGUCAACGCGAUUCAAAAAAACCUUUGAAUAAUUAGGGGGCUUUUGAACUCUCUGUUGUACCUCAGAAAAAAAGACUCUAAGCAGCAGAAAGUUCACUUGUGUAAAUUUUAGAAUGUGAGGUUCAGCACAAAGGGCCUUCUGGAAGUUCCCUCACUGCAAGAAGUAAAGCUACGAGGAACCAGGCAGAGGGACUUCUCGGUAGUGGUGCCCACCCUGUGGAAUGCCCUCCCUUCAGAUGUCUAGGAGAUGAGUUACAACCUUUAGAAGACAUCUGAAGGCAGCCCUGUUCAGGGAAGUUUCUAAUGCUUGAUGUUUUAUUAUGCUUUUAUAUUUGUUGGAAGCCGCCCAGUGUGGCUGAGGCAACCUAGUCAAAUGGGCAUUGUACAAAUAAUAAAAUUAUUAUUAAGCUGAGACUCGCACAAAACAACAAGAAAAGGAUAUGGUUAAAGUCUCCUGCAAUUCCCUGGUAUAUGUCAGGGGCUGGACUGAGGAGGAAUGGUGGGGACCGCCCCACCCCCUUCUCCUGAACCUUCCCAAGAACAGGAGAGCAGUAUAGUUUUACAGCAGUGGUUUGCAGAAGGUCAGAGUUCAGAGGCUGCAGAGGGGAGAAGCUGGGAAAUAUUGGGAAAGGAACAGCAGGAAGAAGAAGAACCAGGGGAGGAGGCAGCUGACAGACUCAGUUUCUUUGAAAAGCAUUCCUGACGCCCCUCUCCCAGGACAAAGUGGGCAUUCAGAGUAGUAGAACAGAAAGCACAGAGGCAGAAAGCUCAGAUCAGCUGAUGCAGGGAUGACGUAUAAUAGGAGAGGCGGGGGUGGGGUUUUACUCAGAGCAUCGCCAUUAUUCUAAGGACUGCAUUCCUUUGUCUUUCUGUGUGAAUACUGAAUAAAUGACUUGGUAAGAACUCUUUUUGUUUAUCUGCUUCUUGGCUGCCCACUGUGGGAGGGAUCGGAGUCCCUGCAGCCUGAGCGUAGGCUUGCCAGCCAAAACCUUUCCAACCCCACGUCUCUCAUGGUAUCCCUUGCUUCCUUUCACCCCAGUGAUCCGCAAUGUGAAAUUCAAGAUCCUGGACGCUGUGAUUGCCCAGGAACCGUUGCACCGGGGAGGUGGGCAGAUCAUCCCAACAGCCAGGCGGGUUGUGUAUUCUGCCUUCCUCAUGGUAAGAACUGCCCUGCAGUGCCUCGCGUGUCCCCACUGCUGAGCAGCCCUAAUAAUAAUAAUAAUAAUAAUAAUAAUAAUAAAAUUUUAUUUAAUAAAAUUUUAUUUAUACCCUGCCCUUCCUGGUUCAAAAACCGGGCUCAGGGCAGCUAACAACAAAUUAAAAACACUUAAUUAUAAAAUCAGCAUAAAAUACAGUAUAAAAACAUGAAUAACUAUAAAAUUCAAAAAUCAAUUUAGGGGAAAUAAGCAUUAGAUAAUCACCAGGGUUAGCUGGCUGAAUUGGUCCUACUUGGGCCAGCAAGGAGACCAGGGGAGAAUUAGCUGUGGGGUCUCAGAGCGGAUGAUCUUCAUAAAAGGGGAGGGGAAGGGAAGGGAAGGGAAAUAAAAGAUCAGGCUGAAUUCAAAUUAAAGGCCAGGCGGAAUAGCUCUGUCUUACAGGCCCGACGGAAGGAGGUUAAAUCCUAGCAGAUUUUUCUCCUUUGAGGUUGUUCUUUUGGCACAGCUGACUAGCAGCAGCAGGGAAAUGGACGCAGUAACUGCAAAGGGAACUGCCUUUUUAGUUCCCUUGCCGCCUCUCUGAAAGAUAACUUGUCUCCUGUCCUCAUAAUGUGCAGUUUUUGGAAGUCUUCACUGUGCAAAAGGCACUUGGAGGCCAGUCCCCACCCCCCAAAUCUGACCAGGGCAUGUUUAUCAGUGCUGUCUGCUAAUAGCAGCAAUGGAGACAAGAAGGAGCUCCUGCACCCUGACGCUGCUGUCACCUGCUGAUGCUAAAGACUCCUCCCUUGUGUUCUCUUCAGGCCACCCCACGGUUGAUGGAGCCAUAUUACUUCGUGGAAGUCCAGGCCCCUGCAGAUUGCGUCUCUGCAGUAUACACGGUCCUGGCCAGGCGCAGGUGAGUGGCAGCCAUGUUGGUUAACUCCUUAGUUUCCGUGUUGCUUUAGGUUCAAAAUGCUCCCCUUUAGCUUGUUCUCGGAGAUCUGUUGCCUGCCGACAUUUGGUGGAAAUUCAGCUGUUGAAAUGUGUAGUCCGAAAUACAGUGGUACCUCGGGUUAAGAACUUAAUUCGUUCUGGAGGUCCAUUCUUAAACUGAAACUGUUCUUAACCUGAGGUACCACUUUAGCUAAUGGGGCCUCCCGCUGCUGCCGCCGCCGUGCGAUUUCUGUUCUCAUCCUGAAGCAAAGUUCUUAACCCGAGGUACUAUUUCUGGGUUAGCGGAGUCUGUAACCUGAAGCGUCUGUAACCCGAGGUACCACUGUAAUAGUAGGAAAGCGGUUGGGUGUCCUUUUCUUGUCUGCAUGAAGGAAGAGGAGAUGGGGCUGCCGUUUUUUGGUUUCCUCCAUAAUAGCUCAUUCUGACCUGAGUACCAAAUACUGGGGUCAGAUAGGAUGCUUUUCUCCACCCUGCCUUGCUUGUGACCUUCACUGGGCAUCUUGAUGCUGGAGACGGUGUCUUGUGCUGGUCUGCCUCAGAUGCUUACAUUCCUAUUCUUUCUCCCCCAGAAAUACCAAACAUCCCAUUUCAGUUCUGUGUUUUACUACAUGUGUUGUAACUGCAUAGCUGUGCUUGUGAGUCUUUCCUCUUUGCCCACUUCUCUGCUGAAACUUGCCAUCUUCCUUUGCCCCCCCACCCCCCCCCGGGGCAAGUCUCCUGAGUUGGGAUUGGGGCAUUUUGGCAAGCAAUCAAGGGGGAAACUAAUGUCUUUUUUUUCUUUUGCAGAGGCCACGUGACCCAAGAUGCACCAAUCCCAGGUUCCCCUCUGUACACCAUCAAAGCCUUCAUCCCAGCUAUUGACUCCUUUGGGUUUGAGACAGACCUCAGGACACACACCCAGGGACAGGCAUUCUCACUGUCUGUCUUCCACCACUGGCAAGUAAGUGGCACAGGGGCUUGUUGGUAGAUAGCAAAGGAAGAGGCCAGCGCUCCAAGUCUCAAGCUUUGCAUUUGAUUUCCCAGGCUGCCAAGUUCUUUAAUUCAUAGGCAGGUUCUCCCCUGUGCGAGCAGCAGGAAGUCCGCCUAAUUUGAACUGUGUUCUCCUUGCACCCCAUAUUCUUUGUCAAGAAAAGGUGAAUUCUGGAAGUGGAAGGCGCAGGCAGAAUAUAAAAUGGAAGAAAGGUAUAAAGAGGUGUGGGAUAUAGCUAUUAAUGAUAAAUUAACAUGUGCCAUUAAGGUAGGACAGGGAAUAGCAGGAGAAAUUAUUUUGAGGAGAUACGGAAGGUGUGUGUAGAAAUUGCACUGUUAAAACGGAAAGGGGUCAAACCAUCGCAAGAGGUGUUGAAAUUUUGGGAGGGUGGAUAGUUACAAUGGAAUGGUCGUGGGGUGCACAUUUUUAUUCUUAUUUAUGAUUAUUACUUUGUUAAAAAAAUUAAGGAUGUAAAAAGAAAAAUUGAAUUCUAUAUCCUGCUUUAUAUAUAUUGGCACAUUUGCUUAUUUUGCAUACAUUCUGCUUUUUUGCAGCAAUUUAUUCCACUUAAGGGAGGGGGGUAAAAAAGCAGUGUGCAGCACUGAAGUCCUUACCUCCUUAUCUCUGUGGCUAGGGGAAGGUCCUUUGCAACCUGCCCCACUGCUUUUCUCCUGCCUCUUUUGUCCUUGUGAAGAUGUUGGCAGCAGUGGAAGAGCGUGAUGCUUCCUGCAGCCUGGGCUGCAAAUAUUUCAAACCUUGUGUCGUCAUAACCCCUCUGGACAGGCCUUUCCUGCUUCCUUCUGUCUUUCUCCAUUCCUGUGAUCCAUAUAAAUAGCUGGUUGAUCCCGUUUUUAGAAAGGCCCUUUUUUAGAUGUAAAACAGUAAGAGGUUGCGAGGCUGUGGUGUGAUAUAUGAUGUGGAGAAUGCUGUUCAGAGUGGGGGGGGGUGGUCCCCUUUAUGGUCCCUUCCAGGUCUGUAAGUCUAUUAAAAUGACUUCGGUGAUGCUCUGGAAGCCUCCCAAGAUUUCCACUUAACCUGCCAUGUGAAUCAUGGAUAUUUGUGGAUUCUCUGUGCGCCUAGGAAUCCAAGGUACUUAAAAUUCCUUAACACACACUGUGUGCUCCUUACAUUUCAGAUUGUGCCUGGUGACCCCUUGGACAAGAGCAUUGUGAUCCGACCUCUGGAGCCCCAGCCAGCCCCACAUCUGGCCAGAGAGUUUAUGAUCAAAACCAGGCGCAGGAAGGUAAGUCUUAUGGUUAGGGUUUGCCUCCGCUGGCCUCUGCAGCUCUUGCCCUGCAAUGAAGCAUAAAAACACACACACCUCCUCUUGCUUCCAGUCUAAUGCUUUGACAUCCUAUUCUCCCCCAGGGGCUAAGUGAGGACGUGAGCAUCAGCAAGUUCUUCGACGAUCCUAUGUUGCUGGAGCUGGCCAAACAGGAUGUGGUGCUGAACUACCCCAUGUGAUCAGGCUGCCCCCACUGGGCAACAGCAUUUUCCCAGGCAAGACUCCAGUAUCCUCCUCCUUGCCAUGUUAACUUCCUGUGUGUAAGACAUUGCUGUGUGUCUUUCAGUGCUGCAGUCCUGCUGCCAUAGCAGCUGUUUGCCACAGAAGUUUUGCGUUGUCAAGGCAGGCUCCCUGCCAUGUUGUGAACAAACUCCACUGAUCCUUUUGCCUUCUCUUGGCCAGGCUUCAGAUUUGCCAAGUAUGUCUUGUAUAUCCCCCAAAGCCUGCCUCUGUGAGGAGAACUCGGUGUCUUGGGAGACUUGAUCCUUGAGUCCUCUUAAGCUUCCCACAGUGAUCCUCUUUUCCCUAAUAAAAGCAGCUUUUUUAUUUUUGUUUCCAAAACAUUUCUCCACACUGUGCUCAUCCAUCCUCCUCCCAAGCAGCACUGGCAGAGCUGAUCAAAUAUUUUUGGGGAUUGUAGCCUUUCCCAGUCAGACUGAAUUGUGACUUCAUGCUCUGCCCCCUGAUGGAGAGGUGAUUCCUUGCCAACCAGUUCCUGUUUGGAUGGCGAAAAGGGGCAAGAACCCACCCCAAACACUUGGCUAUUUAAAAUUCUCUGCAAGUGAACAUGUGCUGCCAUCCCUGUACAAGCUUCGGCAGAGGCCCCCUCCUUUCGGUGAAGCUGCCAGCAUUCUGAAGUUUGAUUUUGUCCAUUUGAUUGGGUGUUUGGCAUGGAGGGGGGCCAGGAGUGUACAGAGAAUAAAUAUUUUUUACUUAAUUGUAAUAGGUGACGAUAAAAGCAUUCUGGUCUAGUUCUUGGUUCUGCUCUGUGCCUGUUGGUGUGAGUGAAUGAGUGAGAUCUACUGCGCAUGUGUUGUCUGCUCUCUCUCCUCUUCCUGCCCCUGCCAAGCUUCCUUGGAAAUCCUACAUGUCCACUUCAAAGUGUUUUGACCCAGUUCUUGAGUUUUGUUAGCAAUCUCUUCCAAAUUAGAAGGAUUUUGCAGAGGCCUUCUGCUGAGUCAGCCUUCCUAGCCCAGUACAUGCAGGUCUCACUAUCCCAGUGGUGUCCAAACUUUUUUCAAAGAGGGACAGAUUUGAUGAAGUGAAGGACCCUGAGGGCCAACCAAAGUUGUUAUCCUUUUUUUGAAGUUGUUGAGCUUUUUGUAUGAUUUUACCCCAAGAAAUGGGACGUGGGAGGCGCUGUGGGUUAAACCACAGAGCCUAGGACUGGCUGAUCAGAAGGUCGCGGUUCGAAUCCCCGCAACGGGGUGAGCUCCCUUUGCUCGGUCCCUGCUCCUGCCAACCUAGCAGUUUGAAAGCACGUCAAAGUGCAAGUAGAUAAAUAGGUACCGCUCCGGCGGGAAGGUAAACGGCAUUUCCGUGUGCUGCUCUGGUUUGCCAGAAGCGGCUCAGUCAUGCUGGCCACAUGACCCGGAAGCUGUACGCCGUCACAACCCCAGAGUCGGCCACAACUGGACCUAAUGGUCAGGGGUACCUUUACCUUUACCUUUACUAUGCCCCAAGGCCACAAAAUAGAAUUGGGAAUAAAUUUAGAGGAAUAACAUGAUUGCUAACUCCUUCAUUGCUUGUCUGUAGAUGUGAGAGAACUAGAAGUACCAACAGAAGGGAAUUUUACAGGGAGACAGAGAAACAGAGAACAAACAAGCUAUACUCACUCCCUCGGCCAAUAAAGCGAGAUGAGCACCGCAGCCCCAGAGUCGGCCACGACUGGACCUAAUGGUCGGGGGUCCCUUUACUUUUACCCCACAAAUAAACUGCCCCAGGGGCCGGAUUGAAUUGACCGGCAGGCCGGAUUAGGCCCCCAAAAUGGGCUUUGGACAUGCCUGCAGUCUCCAAACAAAAAUUAUACAAAAAUUCACUUAUCCAAACAAUGAGGAAUUCGUAUCCAAGCCUCAUUAUACAAACCACAGAUUCAGUGGUACUGGACCUGCACGUAGUAAUGUAAACAAAUAAGCAGACUUAAACAAGUCUUAUUUUAUUGUGUUUUGCUUGUUUGUCACCAGACACCAUGGUGAGCAGGAAGGAUCAGAAAAAUAAGAGAGGAUUUUUCCUUCCUUGUUUGCCUUUUGCAAGGUUUCAGAUGAGAUUUUUCAUCAUUUGGGGGUCAAAAUUCCGUGGCUGGGAACACAUUGGAAAAAUUUCCCAUAGGAACCCAUGGAAAUUGUUGGCUCAUUAUGCAAACGCUCACCUGACAAAUGAUUUCCUGAGAACAUGUCGCGUUCAGAUGGCGAGACUUGCGUAUACUGUCUGCUCUGAAUUACAGCAGCUCCCCAGGCACUGCUUUUAACUCGGAAGUUAGGGGUGAGCCUUGAGAUGACACCAACAAAUUGUUCAGGGUGGCAGGAACAAAAAAUGAUGGUUGCCGUGAGCUCCGAAAGUAUCUCUUCAAACUGGGUGAAUGGGAAGUGAAAUGGCAAAUGCAAUUCAAUGUAAGCAAAUGUAAAGUCAUGCACAUUCAGGAAGAAACCCUAACUUCACAUACGGGAUCUGGGCUGAUCAUGGACUAUCCAGGAGAAAAAUCUUCCUUUGUGUAAUGGGUCGCUCGAUGGAAAUGACCCAAGUGUGGAGCUGCUGUGAGAGAUCUGAAUUCCGUGUUACAGAUAGUGAGGAAAGGGAUUGGAAAUAAAACUGCAAAAUAUCAUAAUGCUAUGAUACAAACCACACUUGAAAGUUCUGGUUACUAUACCUCUAAUUGGAUAUUGUAAAAGUGAUAAAGGCUCAUAAAAGGACAACCACAAUAAGGGGGUUGGAACAGCAGCUCCCCUAUGAGAAAUAAUAAUAUUUAUUUAUUUAUAUGCCACCAAUCUGACUAGGUUGCUUCCAGCAAAUUAUAAAACCACAGUAAAACAUCACACAUUAAGAACUGCCUUCAGGUGUCUUCUAAAAAUCAGGCAGUUGUUUAUUUUCUUGACAUCUGAUGGGAGGGCGUUCCGCAGGGCGGGUGCCACUCACGAGAAGGCCCCUCUGCCUGGUUCCCUGUAACCUUGCGUCUCACAGUGAGGGAACCGCCAGAAGACCCUGGGAGCUGGAUCUCAGUGCCUGGGCUGAAGGGUGGGGGUGGAGACACUCCUUCGGGUAAAAUAUUACACCAUUUGGCACUUAAAAGUUUAGAAGGAAAGGCAAGUAUAGCAGGAAACGGAUGUAUAAAAAUCAAUACAAAAGUGGGCAGGGAGCAGAUAUUCCUUCCUCUUCAAAUACUUCAAUACUCCCUCUCCCUGCCCCAUGCAAUUCUUUGCAUUUCUACCGCACAGCAAAAAAAGUCUACUUCUGUUUCUGUGGCAUUUCACUAGUUGGGUGUGGAUUUAUAUUCCUCCAUGUCUCUGCUUUAUAAAAGCACUUAGCCAGCCCUGUCAUCUUCUAUUAAUUUUCCCUACUCUUGGAAUAUCACAUUUCCAGAAGGUCUGCUGAAAAUAUUUGUCUUGUCUACAAAUGUACACAUGCAGAAAUAUAUCAAUGUUCAAAGAAACGUUUAUUCGAAUGAAUAAUGCCUUUGUAAGCCAUCUUACCAAAUAUGUGCAUUUUAAUGCCUUUUCAAGCAAGGUAAUUUUUAAAUUGCAUUUAAAAUAGUGACAUUAGAUGUUAAUAUUGCCCUUAAUACAUAUACAGGACAGAGCUGCUAUAAAAUGUGCUUAGGUGCAGAGGUAAUCUU
This is a messenger RNA of Podarcis lilfordi (Lilford's wall lizard), 33752 nucleotides long. NCBI's taxonomy places the organism in Eukaryota, Metazoa, Chordata, Lepidosauria, Squamata, Lacertidae. The record is from the annotation of a GenBank genome assembly.